AUGGACGCGAGGGUGGCUACUGGAACGACCGCCAUACCAGCCACAUACAAACUUUACAGAUUCGGGAGAAAAUGUGAGGUCGGCUCGGACAUGGAGGGCAAGGAGCCCAAGGACCUGACCUCGAGCAGGGCGAUGCUGUCCAGCGCGCACAUCAAGAUGAGGCUGUUGUCGCCCAGCGUGUCGCCCACGGCGUCCAGCCACUCGCCCUCGCCGCCGGCCGCGCAGGCGCCGGCCGCCUCCUACAAGGCCACGGGCAUCCCCUGCGUGGCGGCCGCCUCCCGGUACACGGCGCCCGUGCACAUCGACGUCGGCGGCACCAUCUACACCUCGAGCCUAGAGACGCUCACAAAGUACCCCGACUCGCGGCUGGCCAAACUCUUCAACGGCAGCAUCCCCAUCGUCCUGGACUCGCUCAAGCAGCACUACUUCAUCGACCGGGACGGCGGCAUGUUCAGGCACGUGCUCAACUUCAUGCGCAACGCGCGCCUCCUCAUCCCGGACACCUUCUCCGACCUGGACCUGCUGCUGGAGGAGGCCCGCUACUUCGACAUCGCGCCGAUGGUGCGACAGCUGGAGCAGAUGCAGCGGGACCGCAGCCAGAAGGUGGCCGUGCCCGCGCGCCUCGCCGGCGACCGGGGCCUGCCCGGCGCGCAGGGCGCCCUGGCCGCGCCGCACGCGCUGCCCAACGCCAACGCCGUGCACGGCCACCACGGCGAGGCCUACCAGUGCGUGGCGCUGCACGUCAGCCCCGACCUGGGCGAGCGGCUGAUGCUGUCCGGCGAGCGCGCCCUGCUCGACGAGGUGUUCCCCGAGACCAACCAGGCCGUGCUGGACACGCGGUCGGGCGCGUCGUGGAACCAGCACGACACCCGCCACGUGAUCCGCUUCCCGCUCAACGGCUACUGCAAGCUCAACUCGGUGCAGGCCAUCCAGCGCCUGCUCAACGCCGGCUUCAGCGUCGUGGCCUCCAACGGCGGCGGCGUCGAGGGCCAGCAGUUCUCCGAGUACCUGUUCGUGCGGCGCGUCAGCCCGCCCUCGUGAUGGCCGUCCCGCCCCCGGCAGCCGAGCAGGCCGCCGCCCCCCGUCCUGUUCCGGCCCCCGGCCGCCCCCGCGCCGCGGUCGCACGCCAGCGACCUCAACAACUUCCUGUACUGGCAGAGGCUGCUGGCCAGGGGCUUGGCGCCCAAGCAGACGACGCCGAGGGUCGUGACCGGCCGAGGCGGCCCGGGAGACGAGGACCGCGCCGAGGAGGUGGUGCGUGCCCCGCGGCCCGAGUGAACUCCCGCUGGCCUCGCGAGAGCAGGCAGCCGACGAAAGGCGGGAACCAGAAACUGAUGUGACGGUUUGGUUUUUUGAUUAGGUUUCUUCUUGUUUGCCUUUCUUAGCGGGUCGUAAAAAUUAAUGAAUGCAGAAAGGGGAGUGUUCUGUCCAUCGUCGUGUUGUGAGAAGGUUCGAGUAGUUUUUUUCUGUGAUGCCCUUUUAAAUUACAUUUUUAAGCCCUCCGGUUGUGAACCGCAUUUGGAAAUCGUCGACAAUACCUGGUUCAAGAAACCUCACAGGGAAUUCCUUGUGUCUGCGUUUUCUGCGGCACUAAUUUGUUUUAAUGCGCUCAAACCCUCCUUACUCUUAUUCGUAAUGCGCAUUCUCCGAGGGCAAUAUUAUCGUACUUAUGUAACUGUAUAUUCUGUGAUAUAUAUCGUAGUUAUGUUUUAAAUCGUUUAGUACCAAAACCGUAGUGUCCUUACUCUCAUCGUGUAAAGAGAAUCUUCAUAAACCUUCCUCUCGUAACAUGAGUGCACCAGACCUUGUCACCAGACACAAUAUGCUGCAAGUUCACUUCAAUUUUAAUUUAUUUAUAAUAAUAAUCUACAAAAUAGAUGUCUAACUCCGUAAUCAUUCGUUUCUCCAUAAGUUUGUAUCACCUUCCUUAGCUAGAUAAGCUGGUCAGUGUCACUGUGUGUACCAGCACCAGCUCGUCGUCUCUACGACAAUGGUUGUGCCAUAAUAAUAUACUCUAUAGAUUAUUCAUCUUACUCCUUCAAAAUCUGUCUAAAAACUUGACACCCCUUUUAGUCCCCACUGUCCUGAUUACUGUUAGUCCUUUUGACAAUCAAACCAUACCGCCAUACCGUGCUCCCUCUGCGUCUUUAUUUAUUCCGUAAUAUUUAUGCUGUAAGUUUCGUCACGUUCGUUUUGUCAUAUUUAACAAACGUUGGAAUUGAAUUAUAACUAAAGUCAACGAUAUUUUGUGUUAAAAUAAACUAAGAUCAAAAACAGA
Frankliniella occidentalis (western flower thrips) is the source of this 2278-nucleotide messenger RNA. It is a transcript of the gene twz, whose product is annotated as BTB/POZ domain-containing protein Tiwaz. Gene Ontology annotation, biological process: protein homooligomerization. Gene Ontology annotation, molecular function: protein binding. The transcript is spliced from 6 exons. The record is from RefSeq and is a predicted model, not a curated record. NCBI's taxonomy places the organism in Eukaryota, Metazoa, Arthropoda, Insecta, Thysanoptera, Thripidae. Bases 1 to 1041 code for a protein of 346 amino acids.